Messenger RNA from Acanthopagrus latus (yellowfin seabream), 1643 nucleotides. RefSeq names its product proteolipid protein 1b (gene plp1b). The record is from RefSeq and is a predicted model, not a curated record. The transcript is spliced from 7 exons. Gene Ontology annotation, molecular function: structural constituent of myelin sheath. NCBI's taxonomy places the organism in Eukaryota, Metazoa, Chordata, Actinopteri, Spariformes, Sparidae. Gene Ontology annotation, biological process: axon development; central nervous system myelination. Gene Ontology annotation, cellular component: plasma membrane; myelin sheath. The coding region runs from base 1 to 774 and encodes 257 amino acids.
AUGUUUCCGGUCAGGCAGCCUUGGCUUUGCAAAGCCUUAGGUUGUUAUGAUUGCUGUAUCCGGUGCAUUGGGGCAGUGCCCUAUCCAUCCUUGGUGGCCACCUUGCUAUGCUAUGCUGGCAUGGCGCUAUUUUGUGGCUGCGGGCACGAAGCGUUGACCCAGACUGAAGUCCUGGUCGAGACUUACUUCGCCCGCAACGUUCAGGACUUUGCGGUCAUGGCCUCCUUCAUCAAGUAUUUCCAGUACGUGAUCUACGGCCUGGCAUCCUUCUUCUUCCUCUAUGGUAUCCUGCUGCUGGCUGAGGGAUUCUACGCCACGAGCGCCGUCAAGCAGACCUUUGGUGAAUUCAGGAGCACCCAAUGUGGCCGCUGCCUCAGCCUGACGUUUAUCAUUGUGACGUACAUCUUGGCCUUCAUCUGGCUGGCCGUGUUUGCCGUCACCGCCAUACCGGUCUUCUUCCUGUUCAACAUGGAGCAGACCUGCCACAACAUCAACAUCCUGGCUGAGACGACCCCCAGCAUUAAUCAGCACGGCUGGAUUUGCAUGGACGCCAGGCAGUAUGGUCUGCUCCCUUGGAACGCGAUGCCAGGGAAGGCUUGCGGAAUGACCUUGGCGUCUAUUUGCAAAACCAGCGAGUUCUACGUCACCUAUGACCUGUACAUUGCUGCAUUUGCUGGUGCUGGUAUCACUCUCUUAGCACUGUUCCUGUACAUGGUUGCCACCACCUACAACUAUGCAGUUUUGCGGUUUCUGGGCAGGAAAGGGAUCCGCUGAGUGCAACAUGUCUAUCUCUGUCAGCCCCAGGCCUCUAUGGCUAUGAGAUGGACAGUCGACACAUGCAACACUAGAUUUCCAUUCAUCCUCCUGGAAACAUCCACUUCCAAACAUGGAUCACCUGCUAUUUAGUAUUUCUUUAGAAGUGUCCAAUAACAAACAGACAAGUGUUUUCUCAUCACUUUUUUCGUAGGAACAACAGACAGAGAGAUGAAGAUCGUUCGCAGCCAGCCGCGAGCUCUGGUCUCCUCCUCAAAUCCUCCCCUCAGAUGAUUCUCUUGGCUUUGUUGUUCAUUUCUUUUUUUUUUCUCUCUUGCAAGUUUCUAUCUCAUGUUCGAUUCUUUUGUUGUGAAGCUUCGCUGCCGCCGAUGCUGUCGUCAGAUCGUGACGUAUGAUGUUUCAUGAAUAAUUAAGAGCAACGACAGCUCGCCUCGCAAAUAAUAACUUCAUGCCCUCUGUUUAGUACUUACUGAUGCAUACGUUGGUUCUGAAUAUGAUUUUGCUGCUGCUUUGUUGUCACCAUCUCGUGAACUAAAGCGAGCGAAAGCUGAAUGUGCCACGGUUCACAGCGAGGGUUGCGCGUCCCCUCUCACCUCCCUUACAACACAUGCACUUUGCAUUCACUCGUAAUGCAUUUCUGCUUUGUUUAGAUGCUGCUGUGCAGAGACCUAUAUGUACUUUCCUCUGUUUUUUUCCUUUCAGGUUAGUGCAUUAAAAAAAAAGCUGAUUUUAUGUUACUGAGGUGUUGAUGCUUCUAUAAUGUGCCUCCAGGUGCCUCGAGUUUGUUCUGCAGCCCUGCUACUUACCGAGCUGGGUUUCCUUAUGUACGCUCAUUUGAAAUUAAGGCUUAAUAAACCAUUUACAUCUGA